Coregonus clupeaformis (lake whitefish) is the source of this 2010-nucleotide messenger RNA. Its product is annotated as zinc finger protein 771-like. The transcript has 2 exons. Bases 217 to 1389 code for a protein of 390 amino acids. Lineage: Eukaryota; Metazoa; Chordata; Actinopteri; Salmoniformes; Salmonidae. The record is from RefSeq and is a predicted model, not a curated record.
UGUAUUUUCCACCUCGCUGCUGCGUUCCAAAAUUCAGCCUAUAAGGUUAUGAAAUAUGAAUAAGGUUACGUAGCAAUGGCAUCGCUAGAUUACAAAUGUCCGAAUUUUAGAUGAUCAAUGGCAGUAAUAUGAACGUGGAUAGCAGUGACUCGCAGGUGUAAGACACUCCAGAGAGACCCUAUUCUACAUGAAUCAUCGCAUCAAGGACAGGUCAAGAUGCAAAAGCGGAACUAUAUGAAAGGGAAAAGGGAGCAUGGUGAUGAUGGACCCCCUUUUUGCUUUAGUUGUGAAAUGAUCUUUCCAGACCAAACGUCAUUUCAUGACCACUUUUGUCCUGCAGCGGGUUACAUCUGCUCCUGUGGAACAGAGUUCUCCAUGUAUGUUGAUAUGAUGGACCACAGCGGAUUACAUGAACCAGGCCACACGGUAAUUAAUUAUAGCACCAUAAAGAAGGAACAAUAUCAGAGGGAGAGAGAGUACAAGGAGCAGCUUUCGAGGCUGGUAUUGAAGGCGGGGCAGGGAAGCUGGGCUGGGCAGGAAAGCUGGGCUGUGCCUGCACCAACUCCGAUGCUAUCGGCCCCUAUGCAACGAGCCACAAAGCCUCCACCUGGUCCAAGUGCCCCAACAACGGACCUCUGGCACCAAUUCCAGCCAGUGGUGUUGGUGGAGACCCUGCGCAAGUUUGGUAGGACAAAGCCCUACAGGUGUGCCUACUGUGAACUGGGCUUUGCAACAAAAGACUUACUCUUAUGGCACCACAACACUCAUGCAAGAAAUAAAGUCCAUGGCUGCCUGCGGUGCGGGUUGCUCCUGCUCAGCAACAACAAGUCACCCCAGCCUGGCCACCACCAGUGUGGCUCUUAUCGGGCAACUCCUGAAACCAGAUUCACCACUGCCACAGUGCUGAGUAACAGGAAACAGCCCGCGGGGUAUGCUAAGAAGGUUGUCCAGCGUCAGCACUGUCCUGACCCGUUCAGUGGGGAGCUGCAGCUAGGGAUGCAUAUGGUCUCACAGCAGCCCGUUCCAGGGACUUCUGGAACAAAAUACUUGAAGUGUAGAGUGUGUCAGGAGCUCUUCCAAACUGUCAAGCUGCUCGAGAGGCACCGUUGCACAAUGGCGGCGUCCUUUUUUGCGCAGGAACUGGGUCAGACGUCUGGCAAACAGCUCAAUGGUCACAGAAAAGGGAAGGAGGGGACCAGCCCAUACUCCUUGCCUCGAAGGAAUGGUGACAAGGAGCUGGCGUUCAACAUUCAAACUUCGACGAAUGUAACUGUAUACGACCACAAGGCAGUAGGCCCGGAUAGGGGCACCGGGUUGUCUGCCGUUUCUGUAAAAACAGAGGUUUCGGAUGAUGACUGUUUUGUGAUUGAGGAUGCGUUCUCGUGCUAGUCGGAACUAGGAAACUCUGAAAUUUCCGACUUGCUAACUGGUUGAACUCGGCACGUGUAUAACUACAACCAGUUAGCAAGUAGGACAUUUCCGUGUUUCCUAGUUCCGACUUGCACGUGAAUGUGGCAUAAAAGCGCCUUCACCAAACCAAGUCAGCUGUUAUACCAACAAUUAACCUCUUCCCUCCCAGUACUGCAGACAUGAACAGUGCAAAUGUGAACCCACUGCAUUUGCAAUGGACAUAAACAUCUUCUAUGGGUUAUGGGUUUGGUCCCUUUUCGUAAGGUACCAUCUUAACUCUUAUCUAACUAUUCAAUUUACAACUAAUCUGUCAGUAGCCUAGAUUUAAUUUUUUACUCCAUUUUUUUAUUUUAUUAUGAGUUGUGUGUUUGUCAAAUGACAUUGAACAUUUUUACAUAUGCAGUAUCAAAUCAGUCUGUAUGGUUCAGAUAACUACAAACAUUGUAUGAUAGUUUGUCUUUUGAAAAUGCUGUUAGUUUUUUUUACAGGAGUUUGGCUGAAAAUGUGUUAUAAGCAGCAUUGGCCAUAUCACAAGGACAUGUUGGUUCUUUCUAGCCAUUUCUGUGAUCUUGGAAUAAAAUAAAGUAUUUUUUGUUUCUG